AUGAACCCGACUUUCAAAUAAUCUCAACAAUUAGAAAAUAACAGUAAUAUUAUGGGAAGUAGUGCUGGAUUUAAUAGAAAAAUUAAAUUAACCUCUUAGAGACCUGGAAGUAGAGACUAAAAAUUAAAAACAGGAGAAAUGUAUUUUAAAAUAUAUUUAACUAAAUAGAUUUCCAUAAUUUUAAGAUCAAUUAGCUACAAAUCCAUUUAAUUUGUUAAGUAUUAACCUCUAUUAGGAUGAAAAUACAUUUAUUACAACUUUGAAAGCAGAACUUCUAUAAAUACAAGAAGAAAUCAAUAAAUUAGAUAUUGAUGGGCGUGUACUAAUAAACAAUUCAUCUUUAGAUUCGAAAUAAUGACCCAAGACAAGAAUAUAGAUUACAAUAGGUUAAAAAAUGGGUUGCUUAAUAUUCAUCCUCUAAAUUCACACUUGAAAAAUUAAAUAAUAUUGAUAUUUCAUAACUCCUAACUGUAUUAGAUGUUAGAACUUUAGAGUAAUAAUUUUAAUGCUAUUUAAGGUAAGCUGUUGUCAAACUCUAUAAAUUCAUAUCUAUUAUGGAUAAUUUAAUAAUGAAAAUUACAGAAUAUGAGGCUGUUCAUUUAAUCAAAUUUGAUGAAUUAUUUACUUCAUUAUGUCCUAAUCAUUAAGAAAAUUUGCAAUCAAUAUCUGUUUUAAAAUUUCCAGUUUCUAUUGCUAAUUUAAAUCGCAUGACUGAAUUAUAUUAAGUUAAAUAAGAUAGGAAUUAGCCAUAAAAGAUAAUAAAUGAUAAUAGCAAUAAUUAAAUCUUCCUUAAAUAAAUUAAGUAAAAAGAUGACUAAAUAAUUGAAUUAAAUACAACAAUAAAAUAAUUAUAAUUAUAAUUGUAAGUAAGUAUGAAGGGAAAUAAUAAUAAUAAUAAUAAUAAUAAUAAUAAUAAUAACAAUAAUAAUUAACAUUCUAUAGAAUAAAUAUUAUAAAUAAAAAAUGAAUAUGAAAUCAAAUUACAGAAAUAGAGCGAGAUUUUAACUUAAAAAAAUGAUAAAGAAAUAGAAAUUUUAUAAUCAUAAAUUGAAUAAUUUUAGAAAUAAUUAAUAUAAUUAAAGAAUUAUUAUGAAAAAUAAAUAGCUGAUUUGAUAUAAUAAAAUUAAUAAGAAUAAUUAAACACAAAAUCUUAGUAUGAAGAUAAAUUAUAAUAAUAAUAAUAAUAAUAAUCAUCAUCAUCAUAAAUUUAGACAUAAACAUAAAUAUAAUCAAAUAAUGUUGAAAAAGAUCAUAAUUAUUAUCAAAAGAUUUUAGAUAAAGCUUAAUAAGAAUAUAAUGAAAGAUAUCAAAAUUUAGAAAAUGUAAUCUUAUUUAUACAAUAUAGGAUCUAAUCAAAUUAAGAAAUUAAUUGUUAGAAAAAUAAACAAUAAUUGAUAGUUUAUAAAGAGAAGUUUAAUAAUGGAAAGAAACAGCUGAUAGAUUAAAUAAAGUUAAAGUAUUUUCAAUAAAUAUAAUUAGGAUGAAAUUUAUCAACAAUUUUAAAAGAGAUAUACAACUGAAGAAUAAUUUUCAAAUUCUUAUGAAGCAGCAUUAAAAUUAGAAUUUGAAACAAUGAAAAAAGCUUUUGAAUAAAAAAUACAAAAAUAUUAAUAAGAUUUAGAUUAAUAAAGAAGAGAAACAGGAAAAUAAUUAAAUGAAAUACGUAUGUAGUUAGAAAGAGAAUAAGAAACUAAAAAAUUAUUAUUGAAUAAACUUAGUUUAUAUAGUUGA
This is a messenger RNA of Paramecium primaurelia, 1731 nucleotides long. The record is from the annotation of a GenBank genome assembly. Lineage: Eukaryota; Ciliophora; Oligohymenophorea; Peniculida; Parameciidae.